UACGUCAACGAAGAAGACGAGACUCAAGCCGGAAGUGUAUGGUCAUCUGUCCCAUGUGUUGCUGUUUCCAAGUUCAUUCAUUUUGUAAAGUUAAACUAAAAAUAACAAACUUUUAGCUUUUUUUACGAAAUGCGUACGGAAUUGUAUUUAUAGAAGGACGACAAAACCUCUGUUGUGUGGGCUCAAAUACACUAUUAGGAAACAGCACCACUAGCUAACGCUAGCGAAAACCCGCACCACUUCAUCUGGAUGAAAAGUGCAGUGGAUACCAGCAUGAUCAAGGAAAACCGCUGGAACAUCCCCCCUAAUGCUCCUGCAUGCAUGGAGAAGCAUCUGUGUUCGGCCCAGUACAGAGCAGAUGGCACCCUGCUGCUUGGUGCCUCCAGUCUCAGUGGCAGGAGCUGGCAGGGGUCUGUUUGGAUCUACAGUGAUCCUGAGCAGGCCCCCAAUGAAGGAUUCUGCAAAGCUGGUGUGCAGACUGAGGCUGGGGUCACAGAUGUCCAAUGGUUAUCAGAAAAGGGUGUUGUUGUGGCAUCAGACUCAGGUGCGCUGGAGCUCUGGGAGUUGGCGGAGGAUGAACGGCUGCUGGUGAAUCGCUUCACCAAACAUGAGCAUGACCACAUAGUUACCACAGUGAGUCCCAUGUGUGGAGCAAAUGGAGCUGUUACUGGCAGCAUGGACUGUAGAAUUAAAGUCUGGGAUCUCAGUGAGGAAAGUGUAAUCACAACCUACAAUGCUCACACCCAGUCACUCACUUGUGUGGCCUGCAGUCCUACAGAUGAGUCUCUCUUCAUCUCUUGUGGACAAGAUGGCCGUGUGUUAAUGUGGGACAGAAGGAAGCCAAACAAACCAGCAUCACGAAUAGAUUUAGAGUCCCCCAGCUGCGCGCCCACCACUGCAACCUGGCACCCGCACCACAGAAGCACUGUUGCUUUUGGUGAUGAGCUUGGUAGGGUCACUGUGAAGGACUUCCUUGGAACAGAACCUGCUCAAGUGGAGAAGGUUCAUAGUCGCAGGAUUAACAAGCUUGCCUUCUCCACGCAUAGUGUCCCUUUGCUAGCCUCUGUUAGUGAUGACUGUUCCGUUGCUGUCGUAAACUCUGAACUGCGGGAAAUACUAAGAGAUAGGCGACACCAGGACUUUGUCAAGGGUGUCAGCUGGCUGCAGGGAGGCUCCAACACCGUGACGACCGUCGGUUGGGAUCAUGUUGUGCUUCAUCACACAGUGGGUUCAGCGGCUGCUACUCCCAACUCCACCCCUUAGAUCCAACACAGUGUCACACCUUGAUAAAAAUACUAUGCCCCCUCAUUUUUGAAGGGAGUCUGUGCAGAUUAAGUUACAUCACAUUUGUCCGUGAGAUAUGGAUUAGUGUUUUUGAUGUUAGUACUCAAAGAUAUGGUCAAUAUUUCAUUGUUUGCUGUUUUUACUCUGGCCCUGAUGCAAUAUUCUCUUUUCAUCUCUAACCUACUGUACUGCAUUUACAUUCAAGUCAAUUUUUUUGGGAUCAUUUUACAUUAAAGGUAACUUAAUGUUGUAAUAGCCAAGGCA
Messenger RNA from Sphaeramia orbicularis (orbiculate cardinalfish), 1548 nucleotides. It is a transcript of the gene wdr77, whose product is annotated as WD repeat domain 77. Gene Ontology annotation, cellular component: methylosome. Gene Ontology annotation, biological process: oocyte axis specification. NCBI's taxonomy places the organism in Eukaryota, Metazoa, Chordata, Actinopteri, Kurtiformes, Apogonidae. The transcript has 10 exons. Bases 250 to 1263 code for a protein of 337 amino acids. Gene Ontology annotation, molecular function: protein binding. The record is from RefSeq and is a predicted model, not a curated record.